ACUCGACCUGACCCUCCGUGCUGUGGAUUCCUGCUCCUCGACCACAAUCCUGCUAUCUACAUCGUCUGGGCUCCGAAAGGGCUACCUGCCUCUCCUCCGGCGACGUCGAGGCCAAACCAGGUUUCACGAUGGUGCCCACCGAGACCCCGCCGCAGCCAUGCGUGACGCCCUCACCUCUCCUGCCAACCCUUCGAGGCGAGAGUGAUUUGGAUGAGUGGGAGGAUCUCUUGAUCAAAUUCCUCCGAGCGAAGAAGCUGGAGCAUGUCAUCAAGGACCCACGAAGAUACCCAGGCCCUCCGGCCCCGGAAAAGUCACCCACCGGCAAAGAGCGCCGGAACACGGGAGCAACGGAGGCCGUGCUAGCUAGCAAGCAAAUCGAGAAGAAACCCGAGAGGAAUGGCGCCAGACCCGGCAGUAGCAGGAGCGCCAAGAAGACGGAGGCGAUUCCCAAGAUAUCGCUCGAGUUUCUGGAUGAUAUCCUCGGAGGCUCGAGUGGGGGAGAGGCUGGCCCAUCGACUACAGCAGACACACAGGACAAGGGCAAGAACGGGGACGACGAGGCGCCGGCGGAGGUGGACGGGGACACCAGUGUCGACGCGGCCCGCGAUGGCGGGCUGGAGCGAGCCCAAGUUCUCGUCCUCCUUGGUGCCUCCAUCUCUCCCGUCCGACACUGGCUUCUCAACCAGGGAUGGGAUGCCGGCGAAACGGACCCGGCGCGCUACUUCUGGUCAAUAAAGGACGCCUUCUCCCGCAACGCCUCGGUGAACGGCGACCUGGAGAUCAACGAGCUGAAAUUCAUCAGCAGCACGAGCUUCGACACCAUCCGCGCGUUCCAGGACCGCCUCCAGUAUCUGCGAGGACGCAUGCUCCUGAUCGGCCAUCUCUCUGGGGCCGAGGGCGACACCAAGAUGCUCUGGUAUGCCAUCGACGGGUUGAAGAAAACCUACCCCGAGAUCCACGCUCGGCUCGUCAAGGACUUGUUGGCUAAGGAGGGCAGCCCCAGGAAGCUGACCUGGAGCCGGCUCAUGAUGCAGCUGGCGCACAUGCACGAGAGAAAGGAGAAGAAGCGCGAGCCGUACUAUGCUCUGAUGCGCAGUUCUGGCUAGGAAGGAACAUUGGUAAUGGAAGCUACGCGGUGUUUGUCGUGGGAAGAAGAACGGACGUGAAGAAAGAUUGGAUGUUUCCGCUAGCUUUCUGAUAAUGGGCACUCGGACAGACAACACCCUGUUUUACGGAUGGAGGCAGUGUCCAAAGGAAGCCUCGAAUAUAGGCACGCAUUGCAGUC
This is a messenger RNA of Gaeumannomyces tritici R3-111a-1, 1285 nucleotides long. RefSeq lists its product as hypothetical. Lineage: Eukaryota; Fungi; Ascomycota; Sordariomycetes; Magnaporthales; Magnaporthaceae. The record is from RefSeq and is a predicted model, not a curated record. The transcript has 2 exons. The coding region runs from base 129 to 1106 and encodes 325 amino acids.